Messenger RNA from Sclerotinia sclerotiorum 1980 UF-70, 2709 nucleotides. RefSeq lists its product as hypothetical. Gene Ontology annotation, cellular component: nucleus. The transcript has 3 exons. Lineage: Eukaryota; Fungi; Ascomycota; Leotiomycetes; Helotiales; Sclerotiniaceae. Bases 1 to 2709 code for a protein of 902 amino acids. The record is from RefSeq and is a predicted model, not a curated record. Gene Ontology annotation, biological process: nucleobase-containing compound metabolic process; establishment of sister chromatid cohesion. Gene Ontology annotation, molecular function: DNA helicase activity; hydrolase activity, acting on acid anhydrides, in phosphorus-containing anhydrides; DNA binding.
AUGGAUCUCACAGAUGAUAGUCCAGAUGGAGAGGUUAAAAUCCACAAGAAAGAUUUCCAUCACCCAUAUACUCCCUAUCCAAUCCAAGAAAAAUUCAUGCAAACCGUAUACGAUGUUUUGGAACAGGGAAAAAUCGGGAUUCUAGAAAGUCCAACGGGUACGGGCAAGAGUCUGAGUUUGAUUUGUGGUAGUUUGACUUGGUUGAGGGAUUUUAAGAGGAAGGAAUUUGAGGGGAUUUUGAAUGAUGGGUUUGAAAAUUCAGAGGAGCCGGAGUGGAUGAUUGAGGCGGCGAAGGUGAGGAAGAAGAGGGAGCUGAUUGGUAGGAGGGAGGAGAUGGAGAGGAAGUUGGGGAGGAUUAGGGAGAGGGAGAGAUGUGAGAGGGAUAGGAUGAGUGGGAAUGGCAAUGGGAAUAUGAGGGGUGGGAAGAGGAGGAAGGUGGGAGGAGAUGGGGAAGGAGAUCUCGUGGGAGGAAGUAAUGGCAGUAAUGAGGACGAAUUUUUAUUAGAGGACUGGGAAAGUGAUGGGGAGAUUGGUGGUAGCGGGAAGAAGAAAACUGGAGACGAGGCAAUCUUCUCUAAAGAGACGUUGGAGUUAAAGAAGAGUAUAGGGAUGUGGAAGUUCCCGUCACCCAUGCCACUAGAAGAAUUUCCAUCAAAGACCACAGAAAAAGAUAAAGAUAACCUCCAUGAACACCUCAGACACCUUCCCCUCGGUUCACGCAAAAAUCUCUGCAUCAAUCCUAAAGUAAAUAAACUCAACUCAGUAACAGCAAUAAACGAACGUUGUGCCGAACUUCAACAAUCUUCAACCCCAAAAGAACACAAAUGUCCUCAUCUUCCAAAUAAAGAUAAUAAGCCCCUCGUCAGUACUUUUCGCGAUCAUGCAUUAGCUACCAUCCGCGAUAUCGAAGAUAUGGGAGCUCUAGGAAAAGAAAUCUCAAUUUGUCCAUACUAUGCCUCACGAUCUGCUAUCAAACCCGCGGAAAUCGUUACGCUUCCCUAUCCCUUGCUUUUGCAAAAAAGCGCUAGAGAAGCAUUGGGUAUUAGUCUUAAAGGACAUGUUGUGAUAAUAGAUGAAGCGCAUAAUUUGAUGGAUGCGAUAGCGGGGAUUUAUGGGACGGAGAUGUCGUUGAAGGAGUUGAAAUUGGCGAAAGAGAUGUUGGGUAAUUAUUUCAUGAAGUUUGCUAAGAGGUUGAAGGGGAAGAAUAGGAUUUAUGUGGCUCAGGCUAUAAGAGUUGUGGAUAGUUUGAUGGGUUAUUUGAUGAAGAGGUUGGAGGGGACGGAAAUAGAUGGAGUAGUAGAUCAGAAAGAACUUCUAGCCGGAAAAGGAGCCGAUCAAAUUGAUCUCUUUAAAUUAAUCCGAUAUCUCCAAGAAAGUAAAUUAGCCCGCAAAGUCGAAUCCUACACCGAACACACACGAAACAUAAAACAAGCAUCCACAAUACCACACAACAACAAAGAAACCCCCAAAUCAACAACCCCCAUCUUACACACCCUCACCUCACUCCUCCUCGCCCUCACCCACCCAACAACCGAAGGUCAACUCUUCUUCCUCAAAUCCACAUCCACAUCUCCAUCUCCCUCUCCCGACCUCAUAACCCUGAAAUUCCAACUCCUCAACCCCGCCCCACACUUCGAAUCCAUCGUAAGCUCCGCUCGAGCCAUUAUCCUAGCAGGCGGAACCAUGUCCCCCUUUUCAGACUACACCUCAAUCCUCUUCCCCUCCAUCCCCUCGCAUAAAAUCACCACAUUAUCCUGCGGCCACGUCAUUCCCAAGACUCAUCUCUUCGCCAGUACAGUAUCCAGAGGUCCGACUGGAAUCCCUUUUAAAUGGACAUUUGCCAAUAGAGGAAAUACGGAUAUGAUGGAUGAACUAGGUAGGGUAUUAUUAAAUGUCUGUACGAUAGUUCCAGACGGCGUGGUUGUAUUUUUUCCUUCUUAUAACUUCCUCUCUACAAUCCUCUAUCGAUUUUCGAUACCGAGUUCUGGAACUGGAAGUGCAACUGCAACUGCAACUGGAACCGAAAAAGGAAAAGGAAAAACAAUACUAGAAAGACUCUCAGAAAAAAAACCAAUCUUCCAAGAAUCCAAAGAAGAAAGCGUCGAAACCAUCCUAGCAGCCUACGCAAAGAGUAUCGCGGAGGGCAAGGGAGCAUUAUUAUUUAGUGUCGUCGGAGGAAAACUAAGCGAGGGAAUUAAUUUUAGUGAUGCCCUGGGGAGAUGCGUCAUGAUUGUCGGAUUACCAUUUCCGAAUAUGCACACGGCGGAAUGGAAGAGGAGGUUGAGAUUUAUUGAGGAGAGUGCUGUGGAGAGAUUGACUUCUUUUUAUCAGGAGAAGGAGAGUAAUAAUAAAGAUGGGAAUGGGAAUGAGGAGGAGGGAAAUGGGAAGAAGAAAGAGAACAGAGAAAAAAUACAAAGAGAUCAAAUCCUCCAACAAGCUAAAGGCGAAGCGAGAGAUUAUUUUGAGAAUGUGUGUAUGAGAGCGGUAAAUCAGUGUGUGGGGAGGGCGAUUAGACAUAGGGGGGAUUGGGCGGGGAUUUUGUUGUUGGAUGAGAGGUAUAAGGGGGAGAGGGUGGUGGGGAAAUUGGCGGGGUGGAUUAGGGAGGGGGUUUUGAGGGGGGAGGGGAUGGGGAUGGGGGAUGCUGGGGGGUUUGGGAGGUUGAUGGGGGGGUUGGGGAGGUUUUGUAGGGGGAGGCGGGAGGUUUUGUAA